AUGCUGCACGCUCCCACCCAGCACAGCGUGACCGCCUCGGACCUGUCGGUCCUGCAGGCCCUCACGCAGGACCAACCUCCCUCGGCUCACCUCAUCGCCGGACCAGGAGGAGGGCCGCCUCGCCCGCACGCCUCGACCUCGCGCCAGCCCAGUCGCACCGACCGCCGCCCACCCGUCGACCCGCUCAUGAUCGCCGCCGCCGCGAGCGCAGGUCCUCAAGUGACCCGCAACCACUACUUCCACACCUUCUUCCCGCAAAACCUAGCCUAUGCCCCCUGCGACGACGAGCGCCUGUCGGCCGCCGCGACAAUGGCCCAGCGCCCCAAGAUGGAGUCGCGUCAGGCGCCCCGCACCAUCCGCCUCCAGGUCGAGGACGAGGACCGGCGGCGGCGCGAGCGCUCCGAGCGACACCGAGACGAGCAGGCGGCUAAGGAGCGCACCGCGCACGACGCCGCCGUCGCCGACAAGCCGCAGGCCGUCGCCGUCCCGACCCGCAACGGCGGGUUCGACUUCCACGACGACGGCCGGCUCGACUCGAAGCACGCGCACGACACGCGCAGGAGCGAGUCGGCCCCGUCGGCGCAGGUCCACCACCUCAAGGACGACGCCCUCGUCGAGCUUCUGCGGCAACCGUCGACCCCGCCUCUCCUCGAGCGCCCCCUCACCGAGGUCCCCUUCCCUACCUCGGGCGCCGAGUCCGCCGUCAAGCCCGAGUCGCCCUUGUUCCCGCCGUCGACCUCGACCGCCGCCGCCACGGCGUCGCCAGCCGAGCACGGCGACCUCCCACCGCUCGAGGUGCAGUGCCGCGUGCGCACCCGCAUCCCGACCCCGCACGGCCACAUCUUCCUCCACCUGUACACCAACAACCACGACAACAAGGAGCACCUCGCCUUUGUCGCCGACCACGCCCAAAUGGCCUCGACGUCGCUCACGACCAACGCCGUCGAGGGCACGCCCAUCGUCGCCGAGACGGGCGAGCGCCGCCUGCUGCCGUUCAUCCGCUCGCGCACGCUCGACGCCAAGUGGCACGACGGCGAGACGGACGAGGAGCGCAUCGUGCGCGGCGCCUAUGUCGGUCGCCUGAGCGCGACCUCGCACGUCGCGUCGCUCGCCAACCCGCACUCGCUCGACCCGGCGAGCUCGUCGACGCACCCUCCUCACGGCCACCACCAUCACCACCACCACCACCACAACGACCAGUGCCGCCACGCCCACCCCUCCUCGUCUGCACCACCCCUCGCGCCCACCGAGCCGCCUCUCGUCCGCAUCCACUCCGAGUGCUUCACGGGCGAGACGAUCGGCUCGCAGCGGUGCGACUGCGGCGAGCAGCUCGACGAGGCGUUCCGCCUGAUCACGAUGGCCGGCCGAGGCGUCGUCGUCUACCUGCGGCAGGAGGGCCGCGGCAUCGGGCUCCUCGAGAAGAUGCGCGCCUAUAACCUGCAGGACCUCGGGCACGACACGGUCACGGCCAACCUUAUGCUCGGCCACGGCGCCGACAUGCGCACGUACGGCAUCGCCGGCGCCAUCCUGCGCGACCUCGGCGUCGCCAACAGCGGCGUCCGCCUCCUCACCAACAACCCGGACAAGAUCCGCCAGAUCGAGGGCGAGGGCGUCAGCGUCGUCGAGCGCGUCGCCAUGGUGCCUCGCAGCUGGCUCAUCGCCGAGGAGGAGGCGGCGGCAGCGGCGAGGCGCUCGGCGCGCAAGGGUUCGGCGGGCAGCGGCGGCGGCAGCACCCGCAAGACGGGCGCCCGAGGGCGCAAGAACGGCGCCUCGCGAGCGUCGCACGGGCUCCUCGGCAGCUCGGUCGCGUCGCUCGCGCCGUCCGAGGGCUCGUUCCGCCCGAGCUACUCGCGCUCGGCCUCGGCCGCGUCGUCGGCCGCGCCCUCGGGCCUGUCAACCCGCGCCGCCUCGGACGGCGACGAGGAGGCGCCGUACGGCUCGGACGACGGCGACGACGACGACGUCGACUCGGACGGCGGCUCGUCGACCUCGGACGCGCACACCGACUCGUCCUUGGCGUACCACCUUCGUCGAGCAGGCGUCGGCAUGAUCGGCGCAUCGACGACGAGCAGCCCCGAGCUCGACAAGUACCUCAAGACCAAGAUUGAGCGCAUGGGCCACAUGCUCACGGCGCCCGAGCAGCAGGCGGUCCGCAACCGGGUCAUGGGCGGCGGCGGCGGCGGCGCGGGAGCGAGCGCGCACCCGCUCAGCGAGAGCACGUCGGCGCUCCCUGCGCGCGAGGAGGGCGACGAGGAGCAGGCAUAGAUGGCGGCGGUUCGAGCAUUAUCUUGCGCAGCUUGACUUGUACAGUAGAGAUCAAGAGCGGCAACGAGCAGUUCCACUUUC
This is a messenger RNA of Rhodotorula graminis WP1, 2346 nucleotides long. RefSeq lists its product as uncharacterized. Lineage: Eukaryota; Fungi; Basidiomycota; Microbotryomycetes; Sporidiobolales; Sporidiobolaceae. The record is from RefSeq and is a predicted model, not a curated record. The coding region runs from base 1 to 2265 and encodes 754 amino acids. Gene Ontology annotation, biological process: riboflavin biosynthetic process. The transcript is spliced from 2 exons. Gene Ontology annotation, molecular function: GTP cyclohydrolase II activity.